This is a messenger RNA of Kuraishia capsulata CBS 1993, 1248 nucleotides long. RefSeq lists its product as uncharacterized. The transcript has a single exon. Gene Ontology annotation, molecular function: protein dimerization activity; DNA-binding transcription factor activity, RNA polymerase II-specific; RNA polymerase II cis-regulatory region sequence-specific DNA binding. Lineage: Eukaryota; Fungi; Ascomycota; Pichiomycetes; Pichiales; Pichiaceae. Gene Ontology annotation, biological process: regulation of transcription by RNA polymerase II. The coding region runs from base 1 to 1248 and encodes 415 amino acids. The record is from RefSeq and is a predicted model, not a curated record.
AUGGACCAGUUUGAUUUUCUCGAGGAAAGGGACGCGCCCAUCCCCAUUCUGAACAACUUCAACUUCCUGUCUGCUAACGACGAUGGUUCUGAGGAGGUGAAUAGAACAGGGGACGCGGACCAGAGAGCCAAUACCUUCAACUACGAUGCAACGGCAUUAGACCAAAUUAAUAGUCUGGCGCUGGGAGGCCAACCAGAUGACUUCCUAAAGGCCAGCCAAGAAUACACACCGGAGAAUGAGACUUCUCCAUUCACACUUGCCGAUGUCCCUGAGAUACCGGCCUCUGUGGGAAAUGGUGGAUCAUAUCAAGUCAAACAGCGACCUCAGCCUCAACGAAGAAGACAGGAGUCAUAUUUGGACGAGCUCGAUACUUUUGGAUUUGCCCCGUCCAACUUAGUGAACGACGACCAAACCCCCAAUUCGCUCACCCAAGAAUACUCCAGUCCGUCUCCAGCAGUCAACAUCAGUACAGAGACCAGCCAGAGCUACACGCCGAACUUGAAUCCACAGUACUUCUCACCCAGGCUCCAACCCGUCAAAUCCACAAGGCUACACAGACAAUCCAGUAUAAGCAAUGCGGGAAAGAGCUUCUCGAAUGCUCCUAUGGGGACCUCGUUAAACAACAUUUUGUCCCCAUCAAGCACAUACGACUUUGAUAAUUCGCCCUAUGGUUCUUUUGGAGGUAGCAGUUUCAACGAGCCGUAUUUGAACUCGCCUCUGGCAUCGCCAUCGCUGCGCGCAAUAGGCUCGCCCGCUUCGUACGGAACCCACAUGAACCCGAAAGGCCCGAUGUCAAAGGAGGGCAAGAUUAGUCGUCGUCGAGAGCUGCAUAACGCCGUCGAGAGGAGGCGACGUGACUUGAUCAAAGAGAGAAUCAAAGAGUUGGGUGCACUGAUUCCGCAGUCGUUGCUUCACGAUAAGACCAAAGACGCUAAGGAGAUCAAAGAGAUAAAGGCUAACAAGGGGUUGAUUUUGGUGAAGACUGUGGAGUAUAUUUCGCAUCUUCAGCGGAUUAUGGGUUCACAAGACGACAGACUCGAACUUCUGUUAUCCAGAAUCAGCGAGCUGGAGAUUGCUCCCAAAUAUGACGCCAGUCGCGAGCAGCUGGAUCAACAGGUGUUCAACAACAACGAUAAUAACCCGCAAGUAAAGCUUGAAGAGGAUUCAUUUGACUUUUUGAAUCAGGACUUUCUUAAGGAAACCCCUUCGGAUACGUUGAAUGGCGAAGGGUACUGGAAUGAGCUGUGA